AUGGUGGAAAUUGCUCAUGUUGACCCUUCUCAAAAAACUGAUGAUGCUUCAUCUCAACCCUUGUUGAAGAUUCAAAGUUCUAAUUAUAGGGUGCAACCAGAUGUUACAAAAUACCCAGAAGAAUUGAAGAUGCUGAUUGUUUCUCUCAAUCAUUCAUUUCUUUCAAGCGUGAUGGCUACUUCUUUCUUAGUGCCGAUGACCUGGUUAUCCUUAGAAUGUUCUACAACUGUCUUCAAUAAAACAUCCAAUGUGGUUACAUUCCAGUUAACCAAUAACAAGAAGUAUAAGCUUACAAAGAAACAAUUCGCUCAAGUCUUCAAGAUUCCCACUGCUGAACCUUAUUAUGAGGUUACCAAUGAACAAGUGAUUCACAUGUUCAAUAACAUAGGUCAUCAACCCCACUCACCAAAAUCAGAAGGGAUUCUUGUUCCAUCAGAUGUUCCCAAAGAAGAGUUUACCCUCUAUCAACAUCUCAAGACUGUUGAAGAUGAUUCUGAGGUAUUUCCUACUGUUGCAAGAAUUCUGGAUGCCAUGCUUCAAAAUGUAGAUCCGACGAAUCCUGUUCUUGUUUCCUAUCUUACCACUAUCAAUCCUAAUGUUGAAGUCGGGGUAUUACUACAAAAAUUAAUUAGAGGGACUUCAAAGCAUGAAAAAUCCAUUCAUGAUGAUAAUCCAAAAGAUGAUGAUCUUAUGGUUUCAUUUGUUGAAAUCCAAUUUGAUCCUGAGGAGGAAAAUAUUCCAGAUCACAUGCUUAUGACUGUUAAGAAAGUGAAGGAGGAUGUCAAUUUCAAAGUUGAGGAGAUCCAUACUAAGAUGACGAAGGAGGUUUUUAAACUUGAUAAGAAUUAUUCCAAUCUUCAUACUAAGGUUGAUAUAAUUGAUGAUGCUGUUAAGAAGGUUGUUGAGUUCUACAAUUCUCUUAUCACCAAGGUUGAUACGAAUUUAGAGUCUGAUUCUAAAUUUGUUGCAAACCUGGAAGAGUUAUUAGGAAGUUUGAAGGAAUCUUUGUCAAAACUUGAUGUUUCUCCUUCAUAUUCGAUUUCACAGAGUCUCUUUCAAAGUUGUUUUCUUCAUUUAAAGCUAAUCUUAUGGCUGAGAUUGUUCCGCUUUUGCAUUUGGUGA
This is a messenger RNA of Lactuca saligna, 1122 nucleotides long. The record is from the annotation of a GenBank genome assembly. NCBI's taxonomy places the organism in Eukaryota, Viridiplantae, Streptophyta, Magnoliopsida, Asterales, Asteraceae.